Messenger RNA from Caenorhabditis sp. 36 PRJEB53466, 1639 nucleotides. The record is from the annotation of a GenBank genome assembly. NCBI's taxonomy places the organism in Eukaryota, Metazoa, Nematoda, Chromadorea, Rhabditida, Rhabditidae.
AUGGAUCAAGAGAACCGUUUCAAAUUGCUUGUUCUCGCAAUUCUACUUCUCGGCGCAUGGCUUCUGAACGAGCAAAAGAGGAUGCUCGAGACGGAUAGGAAGGGCUCCGCUGUGGAGUUCGAGACAUCUACCCAGAGGUUUGUGCCUAUCUUUUAGUUUCCCAAUUCUGAUCCGUUUCAGUCCGGUAGUGGUCAAAGAGUGUGUAGUUCCCGAGUGGAAUCAGAAUGUAACGAGCGAAGUUCCCCACUCCGAACAGUUCAAAGAAUGGGUUGAAGGGGGCUUUGGGAAACACGUAUGUAACUUUCUAUCAACUACUCGAUCUCAAAGCGAAUUCCAGAACAAUAUUCUGGAUGCGGAGCCACGUCUCCUCUCCGCAUUUGUCUAUCCCGACCAAAUCUCAAUCGUGACGACUGCGAUGUACACGUACGGAAGGAAUGCGACUUGCUUGUACUUUGACUGCAAUCGCAAUGAAAUUCCCGCUUCUGAAUUCGUUUCUCUUGUCAUUCCGAUGACUGUCAUUUCCUGUCCAAGGAGGUACGGAGCCGAGUACGUCAGCAUUUCGCUCGAUGACAAUCGUCAGCCGCACGAGCCGAUCCCUUUGAUUUUCCGAGCAUUCGAACGUGAGCCAGUUGCACUUAAGGAGCCCAUUCGACAGCUGGCCGACGGAAAAGUCACGGGGUCAUUUUGCAGAACCGAUUCAUGAGCUUUCUGUCUGCGUGGGACCUCUGUACGGCAACGAAAGCAAGUGGCUGGAAGUGAUCGAGUACGUCGAACAUUACAAGCUUCUGGGAGCUUCAUACUUCUAUUUCACCCUUUUCUAUGUGAACGAGUACGAUCGGAAAGUGAUCGAUGACUACUCUAGGUUGGGAUUGGGCGAAUCGACAAGUUAUGUGACGGAAUACGAGAAGCUCGGAUGGCAAUUCCACUUGAUUCAGACUCAUGUGAGUGCAGAACUCUCCUGUCUAAAUAGCUGAGUGCAUUUUCACUUCAGGAAUGUCAUCACAGAAGCAGGUACCACUCCAAGUGGGUCAUCAACAUGGAUAUUGACGAGCGACUUGUGUACACUGGGCCAGGCAACUUGAUACAUUACCUGAGGUGCUAUCCGCCGUCAACACGUGACGAUGUUUUUGUUUUCAGGUCAAUGCCGGCGUACAUUUCAGAAGUAAGCUUUAGUACGAACCGAGUUCUGAAGACUGAAGAGAUGCCGAGAAAAUACGAGAAGGAAACGGACCUCGUUUCCGAAAUGCUCUUCUUGAAGUACAACCAAACGACGGAGAUCAGCUGGUACAACCUGAAGGGAGUGAUCCGUCCUGAACUCGUCGCUCUCCUCUUCUAUCACUGGUCUUAUCGGCAGUUGGAAGACACGCGAGUGAUGUCAGUUCCGAAAAGAUUCGGGCAUAUCAGACACUAUCGGAGCACGGAUGGAUCUGCAUUGAACGGAAACUGGAAGCAGUUCUACAAUGGCGAUUUUCAUGCGACACGACUGGAAAAGACAUUCGAGCAGGAGCUGGUGACGGCGGUUCAGAAGAGAGUAAAGUACGUGUACGAUCAGAGGAUGAUCAGGUGCGAAGAGAUUCCCGACUGGAUAUUCAACGCGUUCAGCAGAAACCUUCUCGACUGCAAGUUCAAGUACGAAUGA